Messenger RNA from Penicillium concentricum, 3735 nucleotides. RefSeq lists its product as uncharacterized. The record is from RefSeq and is a predicted model, not a curated record. The coding region runs from base 1 to 3735 and encodes 1244 amino acids. The transcript is spliced from 11 exons. NCBI's taxonomy places the organism in Eukaryota, Fungi, Ascomycota, Eurotiomycetes, Eurotiales, Aspergillaceae. Gene Ontology annotation, molecular function: RNA polymerase II cis-regulatory region sequence-specific DNA binding; zinc ion binding; RNA binding. Gene Ontology annotation, biological process: regulation of transcription by RNA polymerase II; DNA-templated transcription. Gene Ontology annotation, cellular component: nucleus.
AUGCCAUUCCCCGUCAAAAUGACCCCGACACCUCCUUCUACAAAUUCCUCGAGUGCUGGCCACUCUCCAGAUUACAGAGUCGUCCGGAAACGAAACCGGGUACCUUUGUCAUGUGGGCCUUGUCGGCACAGAAAGCUGAAAUGCAAUCGGUCAAAUCCCUGCGAAAACUGCGUCAAACGAGGAGAUGCCGCUUCAUGUAACUAUGCGCAACCCAACUCGCGCAGGAAGAACCCGUCCCAGCAGUCGCCCAACACACCAGAUGAUAUGCAAAAUCGCAUCGAUCGGUUAGAAGGCUUGGUUCUUUCGUUGAUGACAAACGGCCCUCAGUCUGAGGGUCCAGCUGCUGCCAUGGCCGCAAUCUCUGGUGAUAGUAGUGCGGGCUCGACUCAGUUCUCCCAUGACUACGAUAUCGAGGAGGAGGGUAUGGAGGGUGCUGAAGAGAGCGACACGGACCAAGUGACGAAGUCGUUUGGUGUCAUGAAGAUGGACAAUAAUAAGUCCUACUACAUCAGCGAAGCUCAUUGGGCGGCUAUAUUGCACGAUAUCUCCGAGGUGCGGAGCUUCUUCACAACGCACAAGAAGCAAGUCGAUGAGCAGGUUGAGAAAGUCAAAGCGGCCCGACCAGCUACUGAUGCACCAGGCGCGACGUUGUUGUUUGGUAUCAAUAAGCCGAUGAGCCGUAGCGAGAUAAUGAGUGGUCUGCCAUCUAAGUAUACAACUGACAUUCUUAUUGCUCGCUAUUUCAACUGCUAUGAUCCUGCAACCCAUAUCCUUCAUGGGCCCACCUUCCAAGCACAGUAUAAUAAACAUUGGGAUGAUCCUUCUGCGACUGAACUUGUCUGGAUCGCUAUGCUGUUUGCAAUGAUGAGAUUGGCAAUGCUAUCUUACCACCGCGAAGGGGAUGAGCCACCUGAAUUCCGGGGCAAGGCAAUGGACAUGGCUGGGGGAUUCCGACAUUCUGUAGCACAGUGCUUGACAUUGGCUGACUACACGAAACCUCACCGCUUCUUGAUCGAAGCACUCGUGUUUCAUUUGCAUGGCGAUUUCUCUCAGACUCGAGAGGCGGACAUUUCGAUCUGGGUUAUGACUGGGGUUAUUGCUCGUUUAGCAAUGCGAUCAGGGUAUCACCGUGACUCCAAAAUGUUCCCAAAUGUCACACCUUUCCAGGGUGAGAUGCGCCGGCGAGUGUGGACCUUUGUGCGCCAAGCCGACAUUCUAUUCUCUCACCAGGUCGGGUUGCCAGGCAUGAUCCGUGCUACAGAUACAGAUACCGAGCUACCUCGGAGUUUGUACGAUGAUGAUUUCGAUGAAGACUGCAAAGAGCUCCCGCCACCUCGUCAAUUGAACGAGCCAACACCAAUCUCGUAUUUGAUUGCCAAGGCACGCCUAUCGAACUCAUUCAGUCGUGUAGUUGAGCAAAGCUCUGCUGUCUCGUCAGCUCCUUACGAGAAAGUGAUGGAAAUAGAUGCGGACCUCCGACAGGCAAGGGAUUUGAUACCGGAUCACUUGCACAUUCGGCCUAUGGAGGAGUGCCAGUUGGAUCCUGUUAAUCUAAUCAUGUCGCGGUUUGCCGUAAUGGCCGUAUACAACAAAGCCCAGAUUGUGCUCCAUCGCCCGUAUCUGCUUCGCGCUCGAGAAAAUCCUCGCUUUGCCUAUUCUCGAAAAACAUGUAUCGACUCAGCAAUGGAGUUAUUGCAAGUACAGUCGGUUCUGCACGCGGAAACGCGCACCGGACGCCUACGGAGUCGGCAGACCCGAGUAACUUCCCUCAGUUCUGCCGACUUCUUACUAGCAGCCACUGUUGUUACUCUCGACCUAUAUCAAGGUAUGUCAUUGCAGGGGACCGGCCGACCAUCGGGAGACACGUACACAUGGGGCCGAGAGCGCCGCGAUGAAAUGACCGCCGCGAUUCAACACUCGAUAGAAAUUUGGGAUGAGUCGCGUGAUGAGAGCAUGGAAGCAUGGAAAGCAUCCACCGUUCUCGGUGUGAUGCUCAGCAAGGUGAAAAUGUCGAUCCCAGGCCUUGAGAGCGGCACCGGAGCAGCUUCAUUUGAGCCACAAGACGAGAAGCAGAACGCGGCCAUGACCCUCGGCCUGCUGAGCAGCGGAAUGAGCCCGAUGAAUCCGGGCCCGCCGCCAUUCGCUGAUCCCAUGUUCAAGAUGGGAGAUUUGCCAAUGGGACCAGGAGCAGGUGGCAUGGGUGGCUCGGCUGAAAUACCAGGUGCGCCUUCGCCCUUUAGCAGCAUGUUCGGGCAGAUGCCGGACAUGCAAGUCAAUCUGGAUUGGGAUGCUUGGGACUCAUACAUUCAAAACCCGACCUUCGACGCAACAAAUCAAUUCUGGCCUAUGAUUGAUGCACAGCGCCCAAUAAACCAACAGUCCGGAGGCAUGUCACAGCCUUUGGUCCCUAGUCCUCUAGCCUCGGGGCAGGUGCCGUCAACUAGUGGUGUUCCGCGACCGCCGACAAUGUACUCAGCAUCCUCCAACAGUCCUGAUAGUGGAGGUGUGCCAAUAACAGGAUACGGCACGACGCCAAUGUCCCAACAAAACCAUGUCACGUGCUGGGACUUAUCUGUCAGGAAAAGUUAUCUGGCUUCGCGCAAUUCUUCUCCAGUCAACAUAUUAUUUUUAAUACAAGAUCAACAAAUCUUGUGUUAUUUUAAUUUUCGUGAUAGUCGAGUCCGAGUCCAAGACCUUAUACCUCGUGUUCUCUCGAUGCAUUGCUUCCGCCGGGCCGUUUCUCGGCUUCAAUUGUCCCCAGCGACUUCGCGCUCAUCAAUCACCGCCUCUACCGCAGUGCUGCGUUCAACAUGUCCUACUCCGAUGCUCGCCGCUACGCGGUUCGCCUACCCUACCCUCACACAGACACGGUUGAACUCGACAAAUGAAGGCGGCCCACGCAUUCCCGUCAGUUAUGUUGAGUCUGUCUCACCGAAAGCCUCGCCCGACCAAGUCCGCCUGGACAGAACUGAGCGCCGACGUAAGUAUAUCAGCGAGGGCCCUGUACCGAAGACUACCCUGUAUAUCGGCAACCUCUUCUUCGAUGUGACCGCCGAGGACCUGCGCAAGCACUUUGAGAAAUACGGUGCCGUUGAGAACGCACUGAUCGUUCACGAUGCCCGCGGCCUGAGCAAAGGUUUCGGCUACAUUACCUUCAGCACCGUCGAAGAAGCCACCGAAGCUAUCACACAGCAGCAUGGAGGCAUUUUGGAAGGCCGCGAGGUGGUUGUGCAGUUCUCUAACACGACAUACCGAUCCAUGGCCGACAGCAAGCCCAGCAAGACCCUCUACAUCGGCAACGUGCCCUACGAAUUGACCGAUCAGGAUCUGCAAGAUUUGUUCGAUGAUGUUCCAGGUGUCACCGAUGUCCGCAUUCCCGUUGACCGUCGCACCGGCUUGCCCCGUGGAUUCGGACACAUCGAUUUCAAAGAUCAGGCCAGUUCUACCAACGCCAAGGAGAUUCUCUCCCGCAAGGCGCCUUACGGCCGCAAGCUCACUGUCAGCUUUGCUAAGCGCAAGGUCUUGAGCCCCGAGGACCACCUGCGUCACCAGCAGAAGAAGACGGAGAAGAGAAAUCCCCCCAGACAGCGUACCCCUACCGGUUUGAGCGACGCGCAGGGAGUGCCUCAGCCAAAGCAGGCCGAGCAGGUUCCCGAGGUCAAGGAGCCUGAGUCUGUGGCUGAGCCAGUUGCUGAGCAGGUGGCUGAGAAGACCGAGACCGAGCAAAAGCAGUAG